CCGAGCUGUUCCGCUGCCGUCCCGCGUCCGACUUGUGGCCCGGGCGAGUCAGCAGCGCGUAGUGUUGACAGCAGCGUAGUGUCGGCGGAGCGGCGGCAGCAGACAGCAUCACCGGAGCCGAAUGGAGUAACCACUGACUUACUAUCCCACACAGCGUCUUACUUACAAGCUUUGUUUACACCGUACAUACAGCGACGCCAUGGCAGACGACCAGUCCUCCCAAUCCUGGUCAAUCGACAAGGAUGACUACGAACUCAACGAGGUGAUAGGGAGUGGAGCCACUGCAGUUGUCCAGGCAGCCUACUGCAAACCCAGGAAGGAGAAGGUGGCCAUCAAACGCAUCAACCUGGAGAAGUGUCAGACUAGCAUGGAUGAGCUCCUGAAAGAGAUCCAGGCUAUGAGCCAGUGCCACCAUCCAAACAUUGUGUCUUACUAUACCUCCUUUGUGGUGAAGGAUGAACUGUGGCUCGUGAUGAAGCUUCUCAGUGGUGGCUCUGUGUUGGACAUCAUCAAACAUAUCAUCUCUCGUGGCGAGCACAAGAGCGGGGUGUUGGACGAGGCCAGUAUCGCUUCCAUCCUGAAAGAAGUGCUGGAGGGGCUGGAGUAUCUUCACAAAAACGGGCAGAUUCAUCGGGAUGUAAAGGCUGGAAAUAUUUUGCUUGGGGAUGAUGGCUCAGUGCAAAUUGCUGACUUUGGUGUGAGUGCCUUUCUAGCAACAGGAGGAGACAUGACUCGGAAUAAGGUUCGGAAGACGUUUGUGGGGACGCCGUGUUGGAUGGCCCCGGAGGUCAUGGAGCAGGUCCAUGGCUAUGACUUCAAAGCAGACAUCUGGAGUUUUGGGAUAACAGCCAUUGAACUCGCCACAGGGGCUGCGCCAUAUCACAAAUACCCACCAAUGAAGGUGCUGAUGUUAACUUUGCAGAAUGACCCUCCCUGUCUGGAGACGGGCAUCACAGAUAAGGAAAUGGUGAAGAAGUAUGGAAAGUCCCUCAGGAAAAUGAUCUCCCUGUGUUUACAGAAAGAUCCUGAAAAAAGGCCAACUUCUGCUGAGUUGCUGAAACACAAAUUCUUCACUAAAGCCAAGAACAACGAGUACUUGCAGGAGAGGCUUCUACACAAAGGGCCAACAAUAACACAGCGAUCAAAAAAGGUGCGUCGUGUGCCUGGCUCGAGUGGCCGCCUCCACAAGACGGAGGAUGGUGGUUGGGAGUGGAGUGACGAGGAGCUGGACGAGGAGAGUGAGGAGGGCAUAGCUGCUAUUACAGCUCUGCGGUCGCCCAGAGUGAAGGACGGGUCCCAGAAUAUGGAGCUUUUUCCACCAGCAGCUGGCUCCACAGGACAUCUGCAGCCACCUGCUGCAGCACAUGAGGGCCCUGUGAGUGCGGGCAAGACAGGAGAGGAUGCCCCCCCACAGGCUCCAAUGCAAACAGCGAGCCUGUCACUUGUGCCCACUGCUCAGGAUCCUUCUGCAGGCGAUGCUAGCGUUCCCAUCAGCCUCGUCCUGAGACUGAGAAAUCUCAAGAAGGAACUCAAUGACAUCCGAUUUGAGUUCAUGUCCGGCAGAGACUCUGCUGAUGGAGUUUCUCAGGAGUUGGUUUCAGCUGGGCUGGUGGAUGGGAGGGACUUAGUCAUUGUUGCUGCCAAUUUGCAAAAGAUUGUUGAUGAUCCUCAUAGUAACAAAAAUCGGACCUUUAAACUGGCAUCAGGUGUGGAGGAGUCUGAAAUUCCUGAUGAUGUUAAACUCAUUGGAUUUGCGCAGCUCAGCAUCAGUUAAGUCAAGCGGAGCCAGCAAAAAGGAACUGAAACAAAUGGUAUUGCACAGCUGAAUUGUAGUCAGUUCCAAGAGACCACUACUGCCAAAGAGAGGAGGAGGAAGAUGAUGCUGAGACGGGAAGCUGGCAGGGCUGUGACACUACUGCAGGAUGCAUGAGGACCACAUUGAGACGAGGCUCAGUUCAUCGAAGGAAUCACACUUGAAACGUUUACAGUGCGCUUAUACAGUAAAUGGGAGAACGGAUGCAAUCAGCUAUAAGAACUCCUAAUUUCUUUCCCUAUGUUUUUUUCCUCUUCAUACAUAAGCACAAUCCAAACAUCUCCUGCCAGUACUGGAAGUGAUUGCCUUUUUUUUUUUCCUUAAUCAAUAGUGCCACAAAACUCAUGAGUGUUGCGCGACCUUACAUGGCACUUUAUGAUACAUUGAAAUUAAAAAGAAUAAAUUCAGCCUUAGGUGCUCAAACAAUAGAUUUUACCAGUGUGAUUGGUGAAAAAUUAAGUCCAUUUGUGAUUAUUUGGUGUAUUCUAUUAACACAGAUUUAUGAAAUCAAAAAGGAAACCCUUGUAAAAUCCAAUAUAAACACACUGCAGCAUAGUUGCAGGUUUAAAUCUGUAAAUUCAGACAGGUUAUUAUGUAAAAAUGACUAGAUUACUUUUUAGAGCAGUACAAUGGGCUCUCCUCCACAGGAUCAGUGUGCGGUGAUUUUGUUAAAGCAUGGAAGUGCUAAUGCUUUGACUGCACUGCUGUAGUCAUUCAGAUAUAGGCAAAUCAGAUGUAAUUGCUGUGUCUCAUAACUAGUUUCAAUAUGUUGUCCGAGGCCGUUCUCCUGAGGUAAUAAUGACAGGCUUAUUUUUAAAGAUUGAAACCUUCCUCAUAUUCUUGUACUAUGCAAUCGUUUUUUUCUUUUCACCGAAUGUGACCAUUAGUCGCUUAUAAUAUUUCUCUUGGGAUGAAUAAAACCAUUUUUUGUGCUUGUACCUCAAAAGAAGUUCAUAAAUUGCAACCAGCAAAACAGGCGUCUCUAAGAAUCAGCAAUGGGCUUGACUUACAUUUUCACAAGCAUGAAGGGAAAACUAAACACACGGUCACGGCUGUUUGCUUUCUUCUGUCCCCCUUUAUAGUUCUUACUCACCCAAUUUAUUGAUAAAACAGCUGAGAAGAAUCAUGAGUGCUGGUGAUGAGUGUUACAUCUCGAAGCAGCUUGCGUUACAGGUCGACUGCUGAUGAACUUCUGGGGAGGUGUGCAUGCUCAAAAACUGAAAAUGUUCUAUCAAUGUGAAAUAAAGUUUAAAGGGGCAGUUCAACCUAAUUGCAAAACCAGUGGCUUUUAUCCAUGGAGAUUUGGUUUAUUUGUUAAGGAUUUCAACUAUUUGAGAUGUUUGGCUCCAGCCCAAUACAAUAGCGGAGUGGUGAAUUGAAUUUGUAGCUAAGGUGGCUUUAGAACCAGUGUCAGCCACUCUGUCGACCGUUGUCAUCCACAUUGAAAUAACUCCUGUGACUAUUUGAUGAAUUGUAAUGACAAUUAUGAAAUGGGUUCACUUGACUUAAAGGCUUAUUGUGUAAGAUUAAGAAAGUGGUGAAGUUGCAUGUUGCAGCUGAAUACCCCUCACCCUCCCCUUCCAAAUAUGAAAGAACCUGCAGAAGCCUGAAGGUGUUAAGUUUGUCCAGUUUGAAAUAUUUAAAUAUAAAGUGCACAUUCUAGGGUAAAGAAAACAACAAUUUGUACAAUUUAGAUGAAACACUAGUAAUAACAUCAGUAGGAAUUUUUUUAAUAAAAUGUUAUUAUAAAUGUUAAAUAGAUCCCUUUCACCUAAAUCUUACACACUGAACCUUUAAGUAAUUCUGACUCUUCAUCAGGUCGACUAUAAGGUCAAAAUAAAGUCCUCUCAAUACGGUGUUCUUUGAAAAAAACUAAAUGAAUUACUUUCAUUUUGACCUAAGGCGCUCUUUGUAUUUAGUGCUAUAGUAAACAUAGCCGCUAAAUAUUAAAAUGCUACAAUUGUGUUUGUGUGCAUGUUGGCUAGUUGCUCAUAUCACUGCUGAGCUGAAGCAUGGCCACGGCACGGCUGUAGAAUUUUUAGUCUUGUCGGUUCAUAUUUUUCUUUUCUACUUCUACUUCUUGAGACAGGGACUUUGUUCAUCUGGAUAAAUCAUUGAACCAUUGUGGGUUUCUUUUAACUCUUUUAAAAUAAUAUUUGUGAUUUAUUGAAAAGGAGACAAUGUUUGGAAUGCUAGCAGCCUGGCUCUAUGGAUGGAGAGGCACUGACUUGAUCCAUCACGGUCAAGUCAAGUCUAUAAGGUUGACAUUUGAGUUUUUGGGAAAGAAAUUAUGAAAAAUUAUUUUGGUCCCCACUCAACAAUUUCAAAACUUGGAUCUUCUCCUGACUUAAACCAAAUACCUGCGAAACUCAGCCAAGGGCGAACACCGUGUUAUGUGCUAAUGAGUCAUGCUUAUUUCAAUGUAGGUUUUCAGGGCAGUGAAAUUCAAAUGUGACUGCAUGGCUGGAUUCCACUUUUUCAUAUGUUGGGUGAAGUAACCCUUAAGACUUUUCCAGAAGCCAUUUAUUACUUUAGUGUUUUUGAGUCAAUAGGCAAGUUGUGUUCACAGUGUGUAGUCUCUUCAAACAACAAAUCACUUUUGUCACUCCCAGUGUAGCUGUAUGGUUGUUUUGUACCAUGUACCAAGGGCUGUGAUACAGCUCCUGGUUUAGGUACUGAUGUAAAUGGUGUAUGUAAGAAGUUGUAAAUGUACGUAUGAUAAACUCCAUGCAAUGUAACACCAACAAGUUGUAUGUAAUGAUGUGACCGUUUAAAUGUUCAUGUCAAACAAAAGGAACAUUUCACCUGUAAAUAUGGAUUAUGACGAAUAUCCUGAGACUCAUGUUCAGUACAUGGUUACAUUUGUUUUGUAGUGUUUUCCACUGUUUGCCUUUGUUCGAGCAUCACUAGUCAUGCACAAAAUAUUUGUUCAACUGGCACCUUAAAGAUAUGUUUAACGUGCAUAUUUUUGGAAGAACAUGGAGGCUUGUAACCACAAUGUCUGUGCUUUGGCAUCCUGAUAAGCAGUUUGACUCUCUGAAGCCUGUUCAAGGCAAAUGGAUAAAAAAAAGACAGCUGGCAAAAGUUACACUUUUUUCUCUCUCACUGUGUGUGAUUUUGAUGAUAACUUGAUUGAUCAUCAAAGUCAAAAUCCUCCAGGACUCUAAAUUUCUUUCCCUUCUUUGUUUGCUCAUCAGAAAAACAUACUUCUGCCUCAUGGUGGUAGCACUGAAUGAUUAGUAUUAACUUAAUCAUACGAUUGGCAUGUAAGAGUAGAUAAUUAUGUAUAUUUCUAAACAUGCUAAACGUACUAAAAAGAAUUGUUCAUGUGUCCACCUUUUCCAACAAUGUCUUCAAUUAGUCAAUGAAUCUCAUUUGUAUGUUUUCACAACUAUUCCACUUCAAAUUAUGCAAGUCACAUUAUUGAUGGAGGACAGAGUCUGUUAAAAAUAUGAUAAAACUGAGUUUUUGUUAUUUAUGUGCUUUAACAUGUCCAUUCGCCACCAUUAGCACACAGCUUAGAUUCAACUGUAUAGACUCUUAGUGACGAGUCCGGUAGUUAAAACACUUGUGUUGACACUGUUCCAGGACAACUGACAACUUUGUCAAACACAUCAUCUGCAGUGUGAUAAUGGUGAAUUCGAGAGAUUCUGGCAACCAUCAGAGAUUUCGGUUCUUUCUAGAAGGUUCUCAUUCUUGCCUUAACCUUCCAAAAUAACUUACUUCACACUUUCUUUUGUAGUUUAUUUUAAAUUGUAUUCUAAUGGUUUUCAUUAAAUCUGGGAUACUUUUGCCUC
Limanda limanda (common dab) is the source of this 5610-nucleotide messenger RNA. It is a transcript of the gene oxsr1a, whose product is annotated as oxidative stress responsive kinase 1a. The coding region runs from base 200 to 1774 and encodes 524 amino acids. Gene Ontology annotation, molecular function: ATP binding; protein serine/threonine kinase activity. NCBI's taxonomy places the organism in Eukaryota, Metazoa, Chordata, Actinopteri, Pleuronectiformes, Pleuronectidae. The record is from RefSeq and is a predicted model, not a curated record. The transcript is spliced from 17 exons. Gene Ontology annotation, biological process: protein phosphorylation.